AUGGUUUUUUCUUAUGCAUCAAGGCAACUAAAACCACAUGAAGUCAAUUACCUGACUAAUGAUUUGGAGCUUGUAGCCAUUGUCUUUGCUCUAAAAAUUUGGAGACUUUACUUGCAGCAAAGAUGGCUAGAGUUGAUUAAUGACUAUGACGGAGAGUUUAAUUACCAUGAGGCUUUAUCUAUCCGACCUUCAAUUUUUGAGGAAAUUUUAACAAAUCAAGUAAGUGAGUCCUUUUUGGAGGAAAUAAAAGAGCAUGUUAAAGAAGGGAAAGCUAAAGGAUUCGCGAUAUUCGAGGAUGGUAGCAUCCGAUACAAGGGUCGAUGGUGUGUACCUUCUACUUGCACAGAGCUCAAGGAUAAAAUCUUGAUAGAGGCUCAUAGUUCAAAAAAGUCAAGAGUGAGCAUAAGAGGCCUGCAGUAUUUAUUCCAACCUUUGAAUAUUCCUGUAUGGAAAUGGGAUGACAUUUCCAUAUAUCAUGGUGUUCCUAGAUUUGUAGUGUCUGAUCGUGAUAAUAGGGACGUGUCAAAAUUUUAG
Molecule: messenger RNA, 534 nt
Organism: Amaranthus tricolor (Joseph's coat)
Lineage: Eukaryota; Viridiplantae; Streptophyta; Magnoliopsida; Caryophyllales; Amaranthaceae
Exons: 5
Coding region: 1-534 (177 amino acids)
Source: RefSeq, a predicted model, not a curated record